AUGGAUGGAGAGGUGAGCGCGCAGGUCGCUUCUCCCAUUUUCCUCCACCAGGGGCUCCCGGGGCGCUUCCAUGAGGUGCCCGCCUUGGCAAGGAAGAGGGAUUUGUCAUGGCAAGGCCCCAAUGUCAACCAGCAGUCGCCGCCGCAGAGCCAGCAGCGGUUGAUGAGCUCUGGAUACCCAAAUGUUCAGAGUAACUGGAACCCAAAGAGCUGGGCUUGGGAUAGCACCGCGUUUAUCGCCAGGCCUGCUUCUGAUGCAUCGGAAGGGGCUCUCCGGCUUGCAACCCCUUCGAAGAUUUCAGAGAUGGAUCAGCAGCAGAAGAAGAACGGAGAGGAGAGUGUCCAGGACGUGACUUCAGUUGCUCCUCCGGAAGAGGAGGAGAGCCUCACCUUGAAGCUCGGUGGGCGUUCUUAUGCGACGGAAGAACCGGCGGUGAGGCCGAACAAACGGGUCCGGUCGGGUUCCCCAGGCAACGUGGGAAACUACCCCACCUGCCAGGUUGAUGACUGUAAAACCGACCUGUCGAAUGCCAAGGAUUACCACAGGAGACACAAGGUCUGCGAGGUUCAUAGCAAGACUACCAAGGCUAUGGUGGGCAACCAGAUGCAGAGAUUCUGCCAACAGUGUAGUAGGUAGGCGUAAUUUUCCUUCAAAUUUCUUUCCAGUUUUCGAACACUGUGGAGCUUGGAGUGGCGUAUUUCUUUCUUUUCCUCGUUCUGGACAGUUACUCGGUCCUUUUUUCUCUUAGAUUCCAUCUGCUCUCCGAGUUCGACGAGGGGAAGAGAAGUUGCAGGCGGAGGCUGGCGGGCCAUAAUCGACGGAGAAGGAAGACGCAGGCUGAGGAUGCUUCCUCUCGGCUGCUGCUUCCUCCAAAUCGGGCGAACACAGGCGGCGGGAAUCUGGAUAUCGUCAAUCUGCUGGCCAUCUUGGCCCGCUUGCAAGGUGAAAUGGGCUCCUUCUUCCUUCCCAUCAGACUCUGUGUUUGGGAAUUCUUCGAUCGUUGGUUGUUUAUCGGCUGGGUUUGCUGUCACAGGGCGCUGCGGAGAACUGAACGGCAACUCUUCUUUGCCUGAUAAAGACGGGAUCGUCCACAUUCUUAAUAAAAUCAACGCACUUCCCGGCCUGAAUUCCUCUGCCACGGUGCCCAAAACGGGAGGUUUUGAUCUCAAUGUUUCACAGGCCUCUGAAGACAUAGAACACCAUCCGAAUACGGAUGCCUCGGCCAUGGAUCUGCUUGCAGUUCUUUCUGCGGCAUUGAAGGCUUCUGGGGCUAACAAGGCUGCUGCGUUAUCUCAAGGGAGCAGUGACGGCAGUGCCGAUGACAAAACGAAGAUAAAUUCCUUAGAGCGCGCCGCUGAUGUGAACUCACAGAGCAAGAUACCGAGAUUUUCUCCGAUUUCUGUUGACACGAGGAGUGUCGCUCCUCGCCCAUCGACAGAUGUCGCGGAGCAUCCGGUUGAGGAAGCCCGUCCUAGUUUGCAGUUGCAGCUGUUUAGCUCCACGGAGGAGGACAGCCCACCGAAGAUAGGAUCAUGCCGGAGAUAUCUCUCAUCUGAGAGCAGUAACCCCAUGGAAGACGGAUCUCAUUCGUCGUCUCCUCCUAUUGAAAGGAGGCUCUUCCCGUUGCAGUCAGGAACAGAGGCUCUGAGACUUGUUGGCACAUCUACCUGCCGGGAAAACAAUGGAACUGUGGAUGCAGUCGCCAAUAGAGACUGGAGGGUACCUUUAGAACGCUUCAAGGAUGCAGAGAGAAGGGUCGGAAGCCGCGCCAUUUCGACCCUCCCGCAUCAAGCUGGGUACACCUCCUCUUCGUCUGGCUCCGAUCACUCGCCGUCAAGUUCGCAUUCUGAUGUCCAGGUAAACUGUGUUCGUUGAUUUCUAUCUCCUGGUGAUUUGGUUCGCCCGAGGUUGUUGAGCCCGACUUCCAUCUCCCUUUUCCUGAGAUCCCGUUGACUUAUCCACAGGAUCGGACUGGACGAAUCAUUUUUAAGCUUUUCGACAAGGACCCCAGUAAUUUCCCACCGAGCCUUCGAACCGAGGUUGGUAGAACGGAAGGGAUUGAUUCGUUAGGAGGGUUGAUUUCAAUCUGGGUGUUUAAAUCGAUUACGUGAAUCUUCUUCAUGCUUUUUUUACAGAUAUUAGCCUGGCUUUCGCACAGCCCAUCAGAGAUCGAGAGCUACAUUCGACCAGGCUGUGUGGUUCUAUCCAUCUAUCUGGCAAUGCCGUCAUUCGCAUGGGAGGAAGUGGGUUCCUGUUUUUGCGCGUUAAAAUUGCCGCUUAAAUAAAUGAAGGAUUUUUCUCACGGAUACGCCUCUGUCUUGCAGCUUCACGAAGAGUUUCUUCAGAGAGUCUCGGCGCUCGUCCAACGCGGUGACUCCGAUUUAUGGAAAACCGGGAGAUUUCUGGUUCACACCGAUAGGCAGCUUGCAUCACACAAAGACGGUAUCUUAUCUUUCCUCUCUCGAUGAUUGCUAGUUGGUUUUCUAGUUUUUGUGGGCAUCCGUAGAAUCGGAGAUUGCGAUCCGCAGGGAAGAAUGUGUCGAGGGAGAGUGAUGGUCUAGUUUUUGGGUGAUUUCCAGGGAAGAUCCACCUGUCCAAGUCAUGGAGAAGUUGGAGCGCGCCAGAGUUGAUAUGCGUCUCGCCGCUGGCGGUGGUGGGCGGAGAAGAAACCUCCGUCGUCCUGAGAGGCCGCAAUCUGACUUCCCCAGGAACCAGGUGAGAAGUCUGCUGGCUCGCUGUGAUAUCGAAUUCCUCGCGGCUGAUCAAGGUGUUGUGGCCGUCGUAGGGUCCACUGUACUUUCAUGGGCGGCUACUCUUCCAAGGAGCUCGCGUCUUCACAUUCCCCUAGUGCAACAGUCUGUGAUGACUCCGGCGUGGAGAGCUUCAGCUUCCCAGGGGGGUCUCCCAAUGUGUUCGGCCGCUGCUUCAUAGAGGUGGGCGGCAUUUCAGUCGACUGGACCCGUCGGAGUUUGUGGAUGAUUCUCAUUCUGAAUGCUUGUUCUUAUGAUUUCUAGGUGGAGAAUGGUUUGAAGGGGAACAACUUUCCUCUCAUCAUCGCAGACGGGACGAUCUGCAGAGAGCUGAGACUCCUGGAACCAGACGUCGAAGUUGAUCUCAGAACCGACGCGGAGGCGCGACCCAGAUCGAGGGAAGAUUGCCUCCACUUUCUCAACGAGCUCGGGUGGCUCUUUCAGAGGCGCCAGUCCUGCCCCCCUCGCUUGGGAGAUUUCUCGAGCUCGAGGUUCAAGUUCCUCUUCGUGUUCUCCGUCGAGCGGGACUUCUCCGCCACAGUCGGAAAGCUCCUGGACAUCCUCGUCGAGAAAUGCCGCGGCGAUGACGGAGCCAUCCAGCAGUCCCUGGAGAUGCUCUCUGAGAUCCAGCUUCUGCACCGGGCGGUGAAGAGGAAGUGCCGCAAGAUGGUCGACCUGCUCCUGCACUACUCCGUCGACGGCGCAACCGACGGCAAGAGGUUCUUCCUCUUCCCUCCCGAUCUCAAAGGCCCCGGCGGCCUCAGCCCUCUCCAUCUGGCGGCGUCCAUGCAGGACUCGGCGGACAUCGUCGAUGCCCUCACCGAUGAUCCCCAGGAGGUGAACCCCACUCCACUUCACCCCACUCCACUCCAUCUCCCUGUGGUUUCCGUGUUUUAAUGGCGGGUUUCCGUCUGUGGCAAACAGAAGGGGUUGACCUGCUGGGCUUCCUCGGUUGACGACAACGGGGAGUCCCCUCACGGCUACGCAGCGAUGAGGAACAACCACGCGUACAACAGGUUGGUGGCCGUGAAGAUCGCCGACAGACGAAAUGCCCAGGUGUCGAUAACGAUAGUCAACGGGGAAGGUGCUGCUCCGGCGAGGUCCUGGGCGGCGAUGGAGGUGGGAAAGCCGCCGGCCGCCGCUCGGUCCUCGUCGUGCGCGCGGUGCGCGAUGGGGGAGCGGGUGCGGAUCAGGUCAACCCUCCGCCCACAGGGGCUGCUGCAGCGCCCCUAUGUCCACUCCAUGCUGGCCAUCGCAGCGGUCUGCGUAUGCGUCUGCCUCUUCCUCAGGGGCGCUCCGGAGCUCGGCUCCGUUGCGCCGUUCAAGUGGGAGACCCUCGGCGUCGGCACGAUGUAG
Messenger RNA from Spirodela intermedia, 4106 nucleotides. The record is from the annotation of a GenBank genome assembly. NCBI's taxonomy places the organism in Eukaryota, Viridiplantae, Streptophyta, Magnoliopsida, Alismatales, Araceae.